AUGAGAACCUGUGAGCGACCUUCUCAGGGAGCCUCUCCUCUCGACACUUUCCUGUAUAAAGACACCUGGGGAGAGCAGCUGCUGCACCACUCCAUCGGCAGAGCCAAAUUCGUUCCCGACGGAUCCGCCAUCGUCUGCACGGAGAUUCGAUCUGCGCCUUACAGACUGGGGCUCAAGUUUUGCAUCAACCGCCAAUGUGCGAUCCUCUUAGCGUCAGGCUCGUCGGGGAGACACCUUGCAGAGGCCCUUAGAAGCAAGGCCGCCUGUCAUGGAGAUCCCCUCGGAUCCAUCAGGCCGACUUGGUUGCAGCUUUCAGGAAAGGAGGAUUGGGCUGCCUGGGGAGCGAGGGUGUGCGAAGCUCCCGCAUCCCCUCGCGAGGCCCUCCUGAGAUUUGAAGUGAUAUACACCUCCUUGACAGAGGACUGCAGGGAGACGCGGCCUCACUUUGGCAACACCCGCCUCCGCGUGGUUACUGUUAUCCGAGCGAGUUCUUUGGACCCGUGGCGUGUGGAGGGCAGACGCACAUUGUUGAAUCCAAACCCCCUAGCAGAUUGCAAGCACCUUGCAGGCCGUUGCGUGGCUUCCAGUGAGGGUUGCUCUCCAACGGAGAGCUGGUCGAGCUGCGUGGCGGGGCCUCUGCGGGAGACAGAAACACCCACAGGGGGCAGAGAGGUCAGGCCCUUUGGAGGCUUCUGCGGAUUCGAUCUCCCACCAUGGAGAACUCAAGGCUUUCUCCUGGCGAACACCUUCAUCGGCUGCCGACAGACCGUCGUUGCCAUCCUCACAGACGAGCGCGGUCAGGGAGGGCUGGGGGAUGACGGGCUUGAAAUGUGUGGAGCUCGGCGAGCUGGCAUGUGCGCUGUUUGCUGCGUAGCUGAAGGGCCCCGCGUGCGGCAACUUCAGCUGAACAAAUCUCAAGGGCCGUCAACUUCCAUGGAAAUCAAGAUGGCAGCGGCAGCAGCAGCAGUGGGAGAUGUGAGCCUGUGGGACGUUAGGGGUGAAUGGAUUCUCGUUCAAACCAGCAGUCCUGUGCAUGUUCCUGCUCUCGUUCUUGCAAAACUGAGGGCUUCGGCUUCCGCAAAGGAGAGCUGCAAUGAGGGCGACUUGAUGGGCUCUCCGAUUGUGGCAGAUAUCGUCCACGCCAUGGUGUUGAGGGGCCCCCACGAGGCCUUAGACGGGGCAGUGAACAAGCUGCAGCUGCAUAUGCUCACACUGUCACUGUACCACUUGGAGUGCCAGCGCCACUGGCUGCUGCGGCUAGGGGCCCCCCCCAAAGGUCCUUCCCUCCCCAGUUUGGCCGUCUUCAUCCACGGGGGCCCCCACGCAUGCGCAACUUGCGCGUACAGCCGGUAUGUUCUCUUUUUGACCACCAUAGGAUUCGAUGUCUUGGUGGUGAACUACAGAGGCUCCGCAGGUUUCGGUCAGGACGAACUCGUCUCAAUUCACGGUCGCGCUGGCCGUCAAGACGUGGAGGACGUGGAAGAGAUUGUGAGUAGAGUUGUUCAAAGGUUCGGCUACAACCGGAACCGUUGCGUGGUCAUGGGAGGAUCUCACGGGGGAUUUCUUACUUGCCACCUCAUUGGGCAGUUUCCUAAGCUUUUCAGUGCAGCGUCCGCGAGAAACCCCGUCACCUAUAUUCCGGCUAUGUUUGCCUCCUCCGAUAUACCCGACUUCGUCUUCCCAGUCUCCUGCGGAAAAGACUUUGAAUUCGACAAACCGCCAACAGAAGAAGCUAUCGUGAAAAUGCAGCAUCUUUCCCCCACGGAGUAUGUGGGAUCUAUACAGACCCCCAUUCUCCUGGCACUCGGCGCUAAGGACCAGCGAGUUCCGCCGUCGCAAGGCCUUCUUUUUUGGAAGCUUCUGAAUGGCAAUGGGAAGAAGAGCAAGCUGCUUUGGUACCCGGAAGAUAACCACAGCUUGGACACCCCAGUGACGGACGCUGACUACUGGACCAACACGGCUAGCUGGUUUCUGGAGCACGUCUCGCAAGAAGUUCUCCCUCCCCUUUAG
Molecule: messenger RNA, 2010 nt
Organism: Cyclospora cayetanensis
Lineage: Eukaryota; Apicomplexa; Conoidasida; Eucoccidiorida; Eimeriidae
Exons: 13
Coding region: 1-2010 (669 amino acids)
Biological process (GO): proteolysis
Molecular function (GO): serine-type endopeptidase activity
Source: RefSeq, a predicted model, not a curated record